UUUCAUGGAUUACCAGUCCAACACGCUGAGCAAUUUCUCACGGGAAGAAAGAAGUUCCAUCACCAAAAGUAGGAGCUCUGAUCUACCAGAGGAAGCCCUCAUGGCUGAGAUAUUAGGAUCCGCGGUUGCGAGCGAGUCCGUGAGCAGAAUUUUCUCGAUCCUAUCAGGCAACUCGAGAGAGGAUGGGGGUGCGGAGGACAACGCCGAGAGGCUGGAGUUCGCGGUGCUGAAGAUCCACAGCGUUGUGGCCGUCGCCGAAGACUGGCGCAUACUCCACCAACCAUUGCUGGACUGGAAGGCGAGGCUGAAGCGCGUAGCCGAGGAAGGCGAUGGCAUCCUGCGCGCUCACAGGAGGAGGUCUGCGGAGCGCGAACGGGACGAGGGGGUUGCGAGGAAGGCUGUUCCCGUUCACAAGCGCGUCACUCGGGCAGCGGCACGCUUCUUGCCUUUCCGCCGCGGCAAGGACGACGACGGUGAUCCGGGCGAGGCGACGGUGCGGAGGUUCGAGAGGCUAGCGCAUGUCGCCGAUGAGUUCUUCCGUUACGUCCAGCUUGGGGGCCGCCCGAAGAGCUUGACGGUGUCCAUGGAAGUUCCUGCGGAGCCUCUGCUUGCAGGGAAGACGCUCGAGUUCUCCCUCAGGAACGGCAGCCGGGACGCCCUCCUGCUGCUCCACCCGUGCGACGGCAACGGGGAGGUCGUUCUGUUCCUCUCCUGCGACGACAGCGCGGCGUGGGAGAAGAACGUGAAGCUCUGCGUGGUGUUCCAGCUACUCGAGCGUACCGACAUAUUGGAUAUCGUCAUGUCUUCCUUGCAGCUGCUGCCUCCCCAGUUCGGCGCCGCCUGUGCGACGGCGAGGGAGUUCGUCAGGGAGGCGCGAGCGCAGGAAACGAGCUAUGCCAGCGCGUCGUCCAUGUCGAUGCGGUGCGUCUCAUCGGCGUGGAGGUGUCACCGCAAUUCCACGGACGGGGGAUGCGCGGCGACCGACGGCAUGCCGCGGCUGCCGUGGCCGAUCGUUCGAGUCGACGCCGUGUACUUCGCCAUGCCGCAGAACUAUUCGCCGGAUGCGCCUGCGGACCAGAACAAGCUUCUGAAAUUGGCAUGUCAUAUCACUCCCCAUCUUGUGCCCGAGACGUACUCCCGGCACUACCGGCAGAUUGGGACGGAAACACUGCAAGAGCUGUCACCCGAAGUGGCCGACGAAGGAGCUUCAGCUUGCGGACGGGAGGCUGCGUGGUGGUGUCCUCGCAGCUCAACGUUUUUGUCGGUGGAACCAGAGUUUUCGGUGCCGCCGCCGACGCUGCAGCAGUUGUUCCUGGUGCAAAGCUUGAAGGGGGCAAUGUAGUUCUUGGCUUCUCGCACUAGUAGCAGAAGCGAUGCAAUUUUUCAGUUUUACUCCCUCCGUUCCUAAUUACUUGUCAUAGAUAUGGAUGUAUUUAGAUACAUCCAUUUCUGCGACAAGUAAUUUGGAACGGAGGGAAUAUUAUGCAAUAAGGGGGCAAUGUAGAUCAUGCCUAAGUGACAUCUUGUAAUUUCUUACUUUUAUGUUUCACACAAAUGAUAACGCCCACACAUGUGGUAGUUUUACAA
This is a messenger RNA of Triticum urartu, 1587 nucleotides long. RefSeq lists its product as uncharacterized. The record is from RefSeq and is a predicted model, not a curated record. NCBI's taxonomy places the organism in Eukaryota, Viridiplantae, Streptophyta, Magnoliopsida, Poales, Poaceae.